AUGGAAAUCGAAGAUAUCAAAAAAUUAAUUAUUAAAAAGGAGUCAGUUAAUGAUCCAAAUAGACAUCUUAAUCAUAUAGAAUAUCAAGAUAACAGUAAUUAUUGCCCACCUAAAUACGAUGUUCCAAUAGACGAUGAAGGUUAUUUGCAAUCAUUUACAAUUAACCAAGAGAAUGAAUAUUUAAAGUUUUUUAAUCACUAUGGAUUUGUUAUUAUCAGAGAUGUUCUUAAUGAUCAACAAUGUCAAGCUAGUAUUGAUGAUAUCUGGAAUUUUAUUUUGAAAGAGCAAUGGAGAACAGAACCAGUGAAUUCAACCAAUGAUUCCGAGUCAGAGAAAGUCAAGCAGGACCAACCAGAAACAUGGGUGAAAAGUUGGCCAACAUCUCAUCAAGUAGGUUUUUUAGGUAGCAGAUCUGUGUUUUCAAAGACUGCUGUAGAGACUCGUGCCAAUCCCAAUAUCUAUCGAGUCUACUCAACAUUACUAGGUCGUAACGAUCUCUUUAUCAAUCAUGAUCGUUACGGUUUCUUCAGACCAACCAAAAACAUUUUAAAUCCAAUGCCAAAAAUGACACCUCAUCAUACUGAGAUCAAACAAAGAUUAGGUGAGAUGAAUGCAGUGAAAAUCGAAUCAAAAAAUGAUUGGAAAACAAUUUUUAACGUACAUCUUGAUUUGAAUCCAUUCGAAUUUUUAGAAGAGACUUCUGAUGAAACAAGACAAAAGAUCAUUCAGAAAUUAGAGUAUGAGAAUUCAAUGUCAAAUGAUUUCCAACUUGAAAAUAACGAAGUAGGUCCAAAGACUCUAAAUGAACUACAUAUCCAAGGACUUUUAAACUUUGCAGACAAUAAGACUUCGGAUGGUGGUUUCCUUGUUGUUCCCGGUUUCCCAAAUCACUUUGAAGAAUGGGCUAAAAAGUAUGGUUUUAUCAAAACUAUUAAAUUAGAUAUUAUUUUUGAUACUAAAAUUCUUUCUCUUAAAAAAUAUGCAGUAAGAGUUACAGCAAGGGCAGGUAGUUUGGUAUUAUGGAAUCAAAAGAUGGCUCAUGGAUCUUCUCCAAAUGAUAGCUCAUAUCCAAGAUUUAGUCAAUUUAUUAAAGUGAGUGUUUCAACUUAUUUUAACCAAGAAAAAACCCAAUUGAGAUGUAAUAAGAUCAAAGAAGCACUCAAUGAUUUAGAUAAAGAACAGUUUACUGAUUUACAACAGAAAAUCAUUGGAUUGAAGUCGUGGAUCUAA
This is a messenger RNA of Heterostelium album PN500, 1230 nucleotides long. RefSeq names its product putative phytanoyl-CoA dioxygenase. The record is from RefSeq and is a predicted model, not a curated record. The transcript is spliced from 4 exons. Lineage: Eukaryota; Evosea; Eumycetozoa; Acytosteliales; Acytosteliaceae. The coding region runs from base 1 to 1230 and encodes 409 amino acids.